Molecule: messenger RNA, 2327 nt
Organism: Gaeumannomyces tritici R3-111a-1
Lineage: Eukaryota; Fungi; Ascomycota; Sordariomycetes; Magnaporthales; Magnaporthaceae
Exons: 2
Coding region: 90-2327 (745 amino acids)
Source: RefSeq, a predicted model, not a curated record
AUCGAGUUCAGAUUGAGCCUGUGCAGAUAGACGUUCAAGUUCAUCCCUUUUCAUCAGGCCCGCUCCGGUCUGAGUUUGAGAUUGAUAGGAUGGGCAGCCCCUGCGAGCGCUGCAAUGACCAGACGUUCGACGGCACUUGUUGGACCAAGGAGAAAGGAGCCGGAGAAUGCAGUCUCGGCACAUAUCCUGACAGCUUCCCCGAGCUCCCCGCACUGGCUCGGCUCGGAGAGACCUGCGAGACCUGCCACCUUGUCUGGGACGAGCUGACGAGCGCCAUCACGCCCGACUUGGAUUACUUUGAUGAGGGCGUCGACCCUCACCGAGACAUUGGCGUGACAUUGGCCUACGCUCUUGCGCGCGCCACUGACCCUGGAAUCCCCAGUAGUGGGUCGCUUUGGCUCCACGUCAAUAUUGAGCUGCCGCCCGGCACUCCCAGCAAGUCGCACUACAGCAUCAAGUUUCCCAUCAAGCCACUAACAGACAAGCUUGCGUCUUGGCUCGGUGUCGAACCUCUGCAGCCUUUCCUCUGCGCGCGAAACAUAGACCUCAUCAAGUCCACAUUAGCCGACUGCGAAAAGAACCACCCGCGAUGCCGCCCCAGAGGAUCUGGAACGUUCCUUCCAACUCGCUUGAUCGACCUUGGCUUAAAAGUCUCCAACUCGGUCCCCAAGCUCAUCAUUACCGCCAAGGAUUCCGAGGCUGGCAAUGCAGCAAAAUACGCAACCCUGAGCUACUGUUGGGGCCCACCCUUGGAAGCGGCUACACAGCUUACAACCACGAAGGAUACCAUAAGUCAGCGCCUCGAUGGCAUCCCCCUCGCCGUCAUGUCGAGGGUGAUGCAGGACGCCGUGGCAGCUUGCCGCGCAAUCGAUAUCCGCUAUUUAUGGAUCGACGCACUUUGCAUUAUUCAGGGUGACAGGACUGAUUGGGCGUACGAAAGCGAGCUGAUGGGCAAGGUGUACCACCACUCGCACCUUACAAUCUGCGCCACCGCAUCAGAAUCUUGCAACCAGGCCUUCCUAGAGCGAUCCAACGACGAUUGCGUUGUUUUCCCCUUCCGAUCCUCCGAGCGAGCUGACCUCUUGGGCGAGAAAAUGCUGCUGCAAAGGCCCGAGGAGGGGAACGACGGGGAAGAGUGGCUGGACCUGCCGGACCUGGGCCGUUCCCGAUGGGCCACUCGCGGCUGGGUUUACCAGGAGCAGAUGCUGUCCACGCGCUGCCUCGUCAUCGGGGCCGACAAGCUGCACAUCAACUGCCUCGAGAGGACAACUUCUGAGACGGGCCGCGUUCAUAACGUGCCGGGACGGGGCGUCUUGGCGGGCACCAUCGAUGCGGCCAGGCGGAUACUCGAGCGCCGGGACGGGGCGGCCUGGCAGGCCGCCGAGGACUGGGGUGAGGUCACCACGCGCUGCACGGACCGCUCCCUUACCGACCCGACCGACCGCCUGCCCUCCCUCGCCGGCCUGGCACAGCAGUUCGCCGAGGCCCUGGGGCUCUCGCCGGCCGACUAUGUGGCGGGCCUCUGGAAGCCCUUCUUUCCGGGUGGGCUUUUCUGGCGGUACAUCAUCACCCGCGGCUGCAUCGGCAGCCGUACGCUCCGGGAGCACCUGGGAGCUCUGCGGGCGCCCAGUCCCUUCAUAGCGCCGUCGUGGAGCCCGCUCGGGCAGGUUGGAGUCGCUGUCGUGCAGCACGUCCCCGACUUCCCGCUCAGGGGUCACGUCCGGGCAGAGUACGAGACAAUCGAGGGGACAACUGUGCGCGACAGCCCGAACCAUUACGGGACCACCACGUCCGGUCGGCUCAGAGUUGCGGCAAGGACGGUCCCCAUGCCGUCGGACCUGGUACUCCUUGAUAGGCCAGGCAGGGCGCAGCCGCACUGGAGAGCCAACAAGGGAGGCAAAUACGCGGCGUAUUGCGUCCUGGACUGGGCCGGAGAUCCGGCAGGGGAGCCGGCGGGGGACCUAGUGCUACUCCUCCUCUGCAGUGCCUGCUCGGGGGGUAGCGCGGACUUUUACGACUGGGACGACGGGCUGCGGUUUGAUAACGAGGAUGGCACUUACCCCGAGUCCAUCCGAGAAGUCAAGGAUGAGUUUUCCCAGCACCUACCCUGGGAUCUGGACGAAUGCCUCCCACCGAUGGAGGAAUGUCUCAUGUGUGCGAGCCCCUCGGGGCCGAAUAGGCACGCGUGGGGCCUCAUUCUCCACCCCUCGGACGAGCCGAACGUCUUCUUCCGCGUGGGCAUAUUUGCUUCCAGGGCGUGGGAAGCUGGUGGGACGGCCUUGUUUGACGGGACCCAGGGCGGGUUGCGAACUUUGGAUAUCAUCUAA